GCUUGUUGCUGGAUGUGUGUAAAUGUUUAACUGAAGUGUUUGUGCUCAGACUUUAGUCCCUCAGGAGCCUCGGACUCGUGCAGAAUGAGUUCAGCAGCAGCAGCAGGAGGAGGAGGAGGAGGAGGAGGAGGAGGAGGAGGAGGGGGGUCGGGCCUGCAGGUCCAUGCGGUCCGGUUCGGUCCAGGUCAGGAGCUGCUGGGUUCUCUGCAGGCGUUCGUGGAGGAGAAGCGACUCCGAGCUCCGUUCAUCAUCACCUGCGUGGGCAGCGUCACCAAAGCAACGCUCCGGCUGGCCGACGCCACGGCUACAAAUCCAAAUGAGGUGAUCCACCUCAGCGGACGGUUCGAGAUCGUCUCGCUGGUCGGCACUCUAAACCGGGACGCCCACGUCCACGUCUGCCUGUCGGACAGGGAGGGCCGGACGGUCGGGGGUCACGUGUUCGGAGACCUGGAGGUCUUCACCACGGCCGAGGUGGUCGUCGGCGAGGCGGUCGACCUGCAGUUCACCAGAGAGAUGGACGAGAAGACCGGCUUCCCCGAGCUCGUGGUUCAACCGCACAAAUCUGACAGUUGAGGGACUAACAACAGGUUCACCAGAUACAGCUGCUGUCGUUUAUUAUGAGAAGAAGAUUACAUUCAUAUCAUCUUAUAAAAGGUAUCCACUGAACAGACCGACCGUGAUGUAUAAGUACUCCACUACAAGUAGAAGUCUUUUAAAAUCAUACUUACAUCAACGUGUUAUAUUUAAAACUUACAUAUCGAAAGUAAAAGUACGUGUUGUGCUAGUUUUAACACAGUGAAGCGGUAGUUUAGGUUUUAGGGGUCGUGAGAUGAUUAAUUGGAGAAGAACGAAUUGUAUUAAUAUUUCUGUAAUCUUUGAAUUUAGAUUGAAAGCUGUGAAUUGGAAUAACUGAAGGUUUUUUAAGGAAGUUAAGAUGCUGAAGUAUGUUGAUGCUCGAGGCGAGAGGUAAUUGAACAGAAGUCCCAACAAAAGCAAAAUUCAUGAGAAAAAUAAAACCUCAACCUGUCCGGGGCUAAGUUUACCUGCUCUGAUUGUUUUUAAAUAAAAGUAUUCUAAGUGGG
Molecule: messenger RNA, 1082 nt
Organism: Anarrhichthys ocellatus (wolf-eel)
Lineage: Eukaryota; Metazoa; Chordata; Actinopteri; Perciformes; Anarhichadidae
Product: bifunctional protein GlmU-like
Exons: 3
Coding region: 85-573 (162 amino acids)
Source: RefSeq, a predicted model, not a curated record